Phalaenopsis equestris is the source of this 2781-nucleotide messenger RNA. Its product is annotated as beta-1,3-galactosyltransferase GALT1. The transcript is spliced from 8 exons. The record is from RefSeq and is a predicted model, not a curated record. The coding region runs from base 399 to 2312 and encodes 637 amino acids. Gene Ontology annotation, cellular component: Golgi membrane. NCBI's taxonomy places the organism in Eukaryota, Viridiplantae, Streptophyta, Magnoliopsida, Asparagales, Orchidaceae. Gene Ontology annotation, molecular function: galactosyltransferase activity; carbohydrate binding.
GCAUACUGUUGCGUUGAGUUGAAGUUCUCCUUCUGUUUCGGUCUGAUGGAACGCUUAUAACUUUCUUCCACUUUCUUAAUCUUCUUCUUUCUUCUUUCUCUCUUAUUUUCUCAGGGGAUGGAUCUGUCAAAAUCGUGGCUUGAUUUCUUGAUGCUUCGCGGCUAGUCUUCAACGGCGGAGCUGUGAGAUGAUUGAAAUUCAUUGAUGAGGUUUAAUCAUCCAUGCAAGGAAUAGCUGUCUCCAAGCCAAUGCCAAUUUCAUAUUUCUCUCUUUCUUUCUUUGGCAUGUUUCUCAACACAUUAUUAACUGUUGGUGAUUGAGUAUUCUCCAAAACUCUGUGCAUCUUCAGUUAAUGAAACAUCACCUCAAAAUUAUUGAUAAAAAGUGUUCCAUUAAAGAUGAAGAAGUUUUCUGGAGGUCUCAUUUUAGUAUCCUUGUUUGUGUUACUGCUUCUGAGAUAUGGAAUGUUGGAAAAUCCAUUAGCAGAAAUGUCUCUUCGUAGUCCUUUCUCUCAAAACAAUUCUCAACAUUUGCAUUGGGUGGCUACUGGAGUAGAUGAACCAGUAGUUCCAAAUCCGAAGAAUGAGUCGGAAAUAAUUUCAACUGGUUCCUUAAUGUCCCAUCUUCCCAUACCGCAGAACCUUUCCGCUGAAGAACUACGGUCUCUUCAGACAUGGAAAAAUAUGAUUCACCUGGUUAAUCAUUCCGAAGGCCUUCCUCAGGCAGUUGAGGCUGUCAAAGAAGCUGUAACUGCAUGGGAAGGUCUCAUGGCAUCCAUUGAAGACGAAAGGCUAUCUAGAUCUGGAAAUGGAAGUAAAAGCAAAAAGCUAAAAGAAAAACAGUGCCCCUAUUCUGUCAUAAGGAUGAAUGCUUCAGAGUUUUCUGAUGGGGAUUUUAGGUUCAAGAUUCCUUGUGGACUAGUUCAGGGCUCAUCCUUGACUGUCGUUGGUACUCCUGAAGGGCUUCUGGGAAAUUUCAAGAUUGAUUUGGUGGGUACAGCUCUUCCAGGUGAACAAGAUCCUCCCAUAAUCCUGCAUUACAAUGUUCGGCUUCAUGGCGAUAAAAUUACAGAAAAUCCAGUUAUUGUUCAAAAUACGUGGACUUUAGCUAAUGACUGGGGUCCAGAAGAGCGCUGCCCUUCGCCAAAUCCUGAUAAUAAUAAGAAAGUGGAUGAUUUAAAUCAGUGCAGUAAAGUGGUCGGUGAAGAUGACAAUCAAAUCUUUGCUUCAAAACUAUCUUCCAAUGCUUCAACACAGAACCUUUCGAAAGGCGAAGGUGCUAAACAUAGGAGAUAUUUUCCUUUCAAGCAAGGAUACCUUGCUAUUUCUACACUGAGAAUAGGGUCUGAAGGGAUACAGAUGAGCGUCAAUGGGAAGCAUAUAUCCUCUUUUGCUUUCCGUGAGGCCUUGGAGCCUUGGCUUGUUAAUGAAGUAAGGAUUUUGGGAGACAUUAAAUUGUUAUCAAUCCUUGCUAGCGGCUUACCCACUUCUGAGGAUUCUGAGCAUGUCAUUGACUUGGAAUUACUCAAGUCUGCUCCUUUACCUAUUCAUAAAGGCGUUGAUCUGUUCGUUGGUGUAUUUUCUACUGCUAACAAUUUUAAACAGAGAAUGGCUGUUAGGAGAACUUGGAUGCAAUAUCCUGAUGUUCGUUCCGGUGUUGCUGCUGUGCGCUUUUUUGUUGGUCUGCACAAAAACCAACUUGUGAAUGAAGAACUAUGGAAUGAGGCAAGGACUUAUGGAGACAUCCAGUUGAUGCCUUUUGUGGAUUACUAUAGCUUGAUUACCUUGAAGACUGUAGCCAUCUGCAUCUAUGGGACAAACAUAGUAUCAGCUAAGUAUGUUAUGAAGACAGAUGAUGAUGCUUUUGUCAGAAUAGAUGAGGUGCUUGCUUCCUUAAAUAGGACAAAUGUGAUCCAUGGAUUGCUGUAUGGGCGGAUCACCAAAGACGAUAUACCGAACCGAAACCCUGACAGCAAGUGGUAUAUAAGCGUCGAGGAAUGGCCUGGUCAAAGGUAUCCUCCUUGGGCACAUGGACCUGGCUAUGUGGUCUCCCAAGACAUAGCUAAUGCAGUCUACACUCAACAUGAAAAGGGCCAAUUAAAGAUGUUCAAACUGGAGGAUGUGGCAAUGGGCAUAUGGACAGAUGAUAUGAAGAAUUUAGGAAUGGAUGUUAAAUAUGUUAAUGAUGGGAGGAUUCUUAUUGAAGGAUGUGAAGAAGGUUACCUUGUUGCCCAUUACCAGCAACCCAGGCAGAUGCUUUGCUUGUGGCAGAAACUCCAGGACACGAACCGAGCGAAAUGCUGCGGCGACUGAAAGCAUUCUUACAUUGUUCAGAGUCUACGAUGGCUUAUUUGUAUACUAACAAGCCGAAGAGCCUCGCCAUCGAGCUUUCUCAUCUUCGUGGCAUCUGUAUACUAACAGUCAGGAGAGACUGACCACAAUUCAACUUUGGAGUCCGGCCACGAAUCGAUUGUGAUGGCAGAUGGACUCGAGCUAACUGGUUCUUUUUGUUUACCAUUUGGUAGUUAUUUUUUGUUUGGGUUGAAGCAGUAGAUUUAUAGAGUUUAUGUUCAGAGUUUUGAUGAUUAGGCUUACUGAUAUAGAUACUGGAAAGCAACUAUGUAGUUGUUGGUGAGGGGCUGUUCAUGCCAGAGGGGUUUCUUGCCUUGUUAUGAUAGUUUUUAUAUAGGAAGUGGAAUGAUAUUUAUCUAUGAUAUGUGCAAACUCCACUUUUAUUUAUUUAUUUAUUUAUGUUAUUCUAUUUAUUUGAGUUCAAAUAAUA